This is a messenger RNA of Manihot esculenta (cassava), 1039 nucleotides long. RefSeq lists its product as uncharacterized. Bases 110 to 1039 code for a protein of 309 amino acids. Lineage: Eukaryota; Viridiplantae; Streptophyta; Magnoliopsida; Malpighiales; Euphorbiaceae. The record is from RefSeq and is a predicted model, not a curated record. The transcript has 5 exons.
AUUCUGUUUCAGAUAUUUAAUUGUUAUUAUGAGUUUUUUUAGAAUUAAUAGAUUUAAUUUUAAUUAAGAUGGAAAUUGUAAUCGAUUUAAAAAACGAGGAAGAACUGUGAUGAAAAGCAUUUGGAAUAUGGAUACAAAUGAGAAGAUCGUCAUCGGAGUAGACGAAUUUGGUACUCCUUGGACAAAAGAAGCUGCUGCCCUUACUUCCUUUCUAGGAGUUAUUGCAAAAAAUGGACAACUUGCACCCAUAUCCAUAAGAAAAUGGAAUGAUAAAGCAUUUUCUACAUUUAAAAAGAAGAUGUUGGACAUUGUCAAGCAAAGGUUUUCAUAUCCUUCGAGUCAGGCAACCGAUGAUUGGAUUUUAAAGUCAUUGAACAAAAAAUGGAGAGAUUAUAAAGGUGACUUGAAGCAAGAAAAUUAUGAUCUAUCAAAGACAAAGGAUGAAAUCAUAGAAAAUGCACCUGAGGGUGUUAUGGAAGAUCAAUGGGCAACCCUUGUAAAUUCAUGGUUCACUGAGAAGAGUCAGAAGUUAAGUGAGAUUAACAUAGCAAAUGCAAAGAAGAAGAAAAAUGCACAUACUUGUGGAAGAAAAAUCUUUGUAAGGAAAAAAUUUGAAAUGGAAAAAACCCGUGCUCUAAUAAGUGAAAGAAGUCAAGAUGCUUCAAUUGAUUCAUCUGAAUUGAAUGAACAAGUUUUUCAAGAAGUUAUGGGAGAAGAACACAAUGGUAGGGUGAGAGGUGUUGGACUUGGUCCUACUCCAACUAGUUAUUAUGGUAGAAAGAGAGCAAGAAAUGAAUCUUUGGAUUUUAUUCAAUCCAAAAAAAUUGAAUUUCUUGAGAAGCAAUUGGAAGAAGUGACUAAAAAUUAUGACACAGUAACAACAACUUUAAAUGGUUUGAAAGCAUGGAUUUCCAAGACAUUUCCUAGUGCUCUAGAGGAAAUUAAUGAGGAAGCAAUUAAUCAAGAUCAUUGUUCUCCAAACAAUAUUUCAUCACACUCAAGUCAUAACCCAGGUCAUAACCCAGGAGAUGAUAUCUAG